Tetrahymena thermophila SB210 is the source of this 1929-nucleotide messenger RNA. Its product is annotated as LMBR1-like motif protein. NCBI's taxonomy places the organism in Eukaryota, Ciliophora, Oligohymenophorea, Hymenostomatida, Tetrahymenidae. The record is from RefSeq and is a predicted model, not a curated record. The transcript has 10 exons. Gene Ontology annotation, cellular component: membrane.
AUGAUUCUUCAACUAAUAUAGUUUUUUAGCCUUCUCUUUGCAGUUGGUUACUUAGUAAAUGAGUAUUCAGAUAAGCAAGUCAAGAGGCAUAUUAAAAUAUUAUCAUUCAUAGCAUGGUUACUCUCUUUUGGGUUUGUCUUUAUAAUUCCAUUAGAUAUUUACUGGACUUUAGAAAACCAAAGAUUUAUUGAAAAUUGCAAAUAAAAUCCAUAAAGCGAAUAAUGUGUUUCAUUUGAUGGUGAUUCUAUCCCUGAAUUCAAAACCAUGGUUUGGGCUUGGAGAGCUGUUUAUUGGAUUACUUUUGUUUUUACUUGGUUUAUUUUACCUUUCUUCCAAGAUUAUGAAGCUGCUGGAGAAUUUGAUGUUAAAGGAAGAGUAAAGAGAUCAAUAAAGAUUAAUUUAAUGAUCAUUUUAGGUAUUGGAGCUAUUGGACUUUUGUUCAUAGUUUAUCUUCUUAUUUCAGGAAAAAUUUCAUGGGAUAACAUGGAAGGUUUUUUAAUUGGUUUAGCUAAUGGAUUUGGUAUCUUUUUGGUGGUUAUUUUGUUGGGACAUGGAUUAGUUAUGAUUCCUAAGAAAUGUUGGAGAGAAAGAAACGAAGAAACCAUUAUUAAAUUGUGUUAAUUCCAAGCUGCCAAAUUAGAUGAAACAAAAUUAGAAACAGUUUUUAAAUUAGAAGAAAAGGUUAAAUUUUUACUGCUUGCUCAGUAAAGAUACAAAGAGUUUGAAUCUUACUUUAAUUAGAUUAUUGAUUUAGUACCUGCUGAUAUUGUUAGCCAUUGCAAAGAGUUAAACUAACCCAGCGAAUCUACACGCUAAGAUUUAAAUUCUUUUGGAGUAAUAAAUAUUGAUAAAUUAGCUAGCUUAAACAAAGAGAUGAAGUCACUUGUCUAGUAAUUAAAAAGAGAAUAAACUAAGUGGGACUAUCUUCUUGAUAAAGCUUUUUUCACAGAAGACUUAAAGAAAAAUAAAGACUCUUCUGAAAAUAAAAUUGACAGUGAUUUUUAUGUAAAUCGUCAAGGUAAAUUAGGUCAUUUCAUAGAUGUGGCUUUUUGGUUCUGGAAUUGUAAAGCUAAAAAAAUAUUUAUGAUUAUUUGUGCCUUUACUUUUGGUAUGCUUUCCUUGCUUGUUCUUUUAGGAGAGAUUUCAAUUUUCUCGGGAAAAGUAAUUAACCCAUUUAACUACAUACUUGUAGAUGAUACUACACAUUUGAUAGGAACAUAGUUCUUGGUCUUGAUUCCUCUGCUUUACAUUACUUUUUGUGUCUAUUAUAGUAUGUUCUAAGUUAAAUUAGCAAAUCUAUUUGGCUUAUAUAAAUAUCACUAAACUGAUGCUCCAAGUCUUAUGUUUUUCUCCAUUAAUUUUGCUAGAGUUUCUGCUCCUAUUUCUUACAAUUAUCUCAAAAUCUUAGGAGUUAAAGAUUCAGCAUUUGAAAGAAUUAUUGGAGCUAUGGAUGACGUACCCAUUUUAGGAUCAGCAAACACCUAUUUCUUCCCAAUGAUUCUUAUCAUGCUAAUUUUAUUCAAUGCUUUUGAUGUUUAUUAAAAAAUUUUGAGUUCUCUUGGCUUAAAAUAAUUUGAAUUCUCAGAUAACUUUGACGAUGAACGUAUCGAUUAGGGUAAAUAACUCAUAUAAAGAGCAAGAAAUUCAUGGGCUAGAAAAUUCGAUAAGAUGAAACAAAGCUCUCCAUCAUAGUACUUUGGUUAUAACACAGCAUCUUCAUUAAGAGAAAACGAACAAAUAAAAAAUUUUGGAAGAGGGUAUGGAAACAACAGCGAUGUUAGUGGAGAUACAGAAUCAAGAGCAUCUGUUUCUUCUACUUCAACAGCUACUUCUUAAAAAUAUAGUUAGUCAUAACAAAAUAAAUUAAAAUAAUCUAUUGGAAAUAAAUAUUAAAAUUUCAGCAAUUUUGAAGAAAUUCUAGAAAUUUGA